AUGUCUUCUCCCACUAGUGCUCUGGGUCCUUCGGCACAGCAGUCUGCAAAUGUGACCAUCUCCUCCUCACUCAAACUCACUCCCUUUCUCAAGAUAUUCCUCACUCUGAUGUAUUGGGAACCCUUCGUAUUCGAGAUGUUCUUUGGAUGUAUUGCCAUGAUUUGGCCAAAUUCUCGAUUCAUGUUAGGAUGUCUCAUGCCUCAACAUUUGGUUGAAUUAUUACUUGUUGAGGUUCCCAUAAUGACCUCACAACCACCACCAACCACCAACUUUGCAGAUAUGACCUUAACCACCAAUAAUGAUAUGAGAAAUUUGGUCUUCUUCUUUAUUCGAUUAACUGGAUUGUUGUUGUUUGCUUUUGGAUGUCUACACCAUUUAAUUUUGAGACAUUGCUAUAAGGAAAUGUCAUUCUCAAAUUUGGCUUACAUGGUAGAGAGAGUACCACUCUUCCAUUGGACCAUGUUGGGUUUGUGUAUUUGCAAUAUGCUCGAUAUUGGUUUGAGCUGGAAUUUUAUUCUUAAAGAUACGUUGAUUCCUGGUUUGAUGGCCGUUGAGGGUGAUGUGUUGGGAGUAAAAGUGAAGGUGUGGCCCAACCUCCAAGUGGUGGUAUUCACAUUGGUAUCUUUCAUCAUUUGUGCCAUGAGAAUUGGUUUUUUAUACGCCUAUUCUGGUAAAGCGUUUGGUAUUGGUAGUAGAUUGGUAAUGGAAAGACCUCAACAAGAGCAGCACAUACGACGAGUUCAUGUCGAGUAG
This is a messenger RNA of Naegleria lovaniensis, 753 nucleotides long. RefSeq lists its product as uncharacterized. The record is from RefSeq and is a predicted model, not a curated record. The coding region runs from base 1 to 753 and encodes 250 amino acids. NCBI's taxonomy places the organism in Eukaryota, Heterolobosea, Eutetramitea, Acrasida, Naegleriidae. The transcript has a single exon.